Messenger RNA from Oryzias latipes (Japanese medaka), 1546 nucleotides. It is a transcript of the gene tmed1a, whose product is annotated as transmembrane p24 trafficking protein 1a. The record is from RefSeq and is a predicted model, not a curated record. NCBI's taxonomy places the organism in Eukaryota, Metazoa, Chordata, Actinopteri, Beloniformes, Adrianichthyidae.
UGGUGCUUCCUGUCCAGCCCUCAGACCGUCAGAGCUCACAGCCUCAUGUGAGAGUGAAGUCCAUCUGCAAAGCGCUGCUGAUCUGACCCUGGUGGCUCCACUCGAUCAGGAUAGACUAAAAAAACUACAAACCUCGUGUUUUUCUUCAAGGAACAGCUAAUGCAGAGGGUUUUUAUGCACAAAGAAAACGUUUUCUUCCUGCAUGAACCAUUCUGAGGACAGCUGCUUGGAACUGGUGGGGGUAAAGGGAAACCUCCUGAAUGGACUAUAAGCUAUGAUGGCUGUCACAGCUCAGAUCUGUUUGGAAAUGCUCUUAACUCUGACUGUGGGGCUGAUUUUGGGUUCUGAGGCAAAGCAACAUAUGGAGUUUACUUUCAUAUUACCUGCUGGCAGCACAGAAUGCUUUUUCCAGUCGACCACAAGGAAUGACAGCAUGGAAGUAGAAUACCAGGUGAUAGCAGGGUCAGGUCUGGAUGUUGGCUUUGCCCUCAUCUCACCAAACGGACACCGAUUGAUCUCUGACUUUCGGAAUUCUCAUGGCAUCCACAUGGUGGAUCCAGCAGUGGAUGGAGACUACAGGUUGUGUUUUGACAACAGCUUUAGCAAGCUAUCAGAGAAAAUGGUGUUUUUUGAGGUUGUUGUCAACAGUCAGAACAACGCAGCUGGAGGCCGAGAAGACUGGGAGGACUUCACAGUGACAGAGAGCACAGUGGACUACAGACUGGAGGACAUCAGGUCAUCAAUGGAGUCAGUUCACAGGCAUCUGGAGAAGAGCAGGCAGGUCCAGGCUGUGCUGCGGGCCUUUGAGUCCAGGGACCGUUACCUUCUGGAGGACAACCUGUGGCGAGUGUCCUUCUGGUCCUGCAUCAACCUUUUAGUCCUGCUUACUGUCGCUGUCGUUCAAAUUUACACUCUGCAGCGUCUCUUUGAUAACAAGCGGGUCUGUACAUAACACGCAUGUUUGUUUGUUUUUAGAAUGAUUUGAGAGCUGAACAUGUUUGCAGACAAAAACGUGAGUUUUUAUGGAUUCCGACCUGAACUCAAACACAAAAUACUUGAAGCUGUAUUUGCAAAUGUCACUACAGACUGAAAAUGCAAAAACUGUUUAUACUUUGUUCUUUAUUAAAGCUUAAAUGUUCAGAGCUCAUGGGUAUUUUUUUUAAAUAGUGUUAAUCAGCGGCCAAAACAACACAGGUGAAACCCUAAUUCUAUGACAUUUUGAUCUAAAUCUCUUUCUAAAAUAUGUUCUGGUGAAAAAGCAGACAUAUUUACACACCUUUUCCGUAUAAAAUAAACAAGUCAGAUGUUUGCCAUCUGAUAAUUCCAUUCACAAGAUUUAACUAUUGUUAUUGCACAUCUUUGCACAUUUAAACAAAAUUCCAUCCCUUUAUUUACCUUUUAUGUGAAGUGAUAUCAUCCCUUUAUGAAAAAAUUGCAUACAUGUUUAAAGCUACAUAUUUUUACUGUAUUUUUUUUUUAUUGCCGACCCACCAGUAUCAGCAGCAGUUGUUUAGAGGCUGCUAUAAUGCAUUUGCUCACUCGUUUU